Molecule: messenger RNA, 954 nt
Organism: Solanum lycopersicum (tomato)
Lineage: Eukaryota; Viridiplantae; Streptophyta; Magnoliopsida; Solanales; Solanaceae
Source: RefSeq, a predicted model, not a curated record
AUGCCUAAAAAAAAGAAGAAGAGAGAAACGUUCUUUCAGAGAAAAAAACAAACAAACAAAUAUAUAAAAUUUAAAAUAAACAAGAAACAUGAAAAAAAAAAGAUUUUUCAACGUCUCAAUCAAGGCCAGACUUGGACCAUCAAUGCACUGAGGGGCACUAAGAUGGCACGUAUAUGGGGUCGUACUAAAUGCAACUUUGACGGUGCUGGUAGAGGUUCUUGUGAGACUGGUGAUUGUGGUGGAGUCUUGCAGUGUACCGGGUGGGGUAAACCGCCAAACACCUUGACCGAAUACGCCUUGAACCAGUUUAACAACCUAGAUUUCUGGGACAUUUCUUUAGUCGAUGGAUUUAAUAUACCGAUGACUUUCGCCACAACCAAUUCCAGUGGAGGAAAAUGCCACUCAAUUCAAUGCACCGCCAAUAUAAACGGUGAAUGCCCUAGUCAACUUAAAGUAACCGGAGGAUGUAACAAUCCUUGUACCACGUUUGGAGGACAACAAUAUUGUUGCACCCAAGGUCCAUGUAGUCCUACUGAGUGGUCGAAAUUUUUCAAACAGAGAUGCCCUGAUGCCUAUAGCUACCCACAAGAUGAUGCUACUAGCACAUUUGCUUGCCCUAGUGAUAGUACAAAUUAUAAGGUUGUUUUUUGCCCAUAAUUAAUGCCACAAUAUAAAGCAUAUUUUGCUACAAAUUAUAUGGUAUGAAAAAUUACCAAAACAAUAAGUAUCUUAAAAGGUUUGUUAAACUAUUUAUGUUGGGUGAGAUAAUAAUAUCUUAUUUGUGUAAUGUAUACACACUCCCUUCAACUUAUAUAUUUUGAUCAUUGAUGAACAAAUAAUAAUAUCUUUAAUAAUCGUGUGUCGUUAUUUACUUUACUUCAACAUUUUCUUGCCUUUUUUUUUUGUUGUUGUAUAUUGAAUUUGAAACUUAUUAAUGAAUUACUUGUAGGUGUA